Pogona vitticeps (central bearded dragon) is the source of this 3384-nucleotide messenger RNA. RefSeq names its product transmembrane protein 91 (gene TMEM91). Lineage: Eukaryota; Metazoa; Chordata; Lepidosauria; Squamata; Agamidae. Gene Ontology annotation, cellular component: membrane; intracellular membrane-bounded organelle. The record is from RefSeq and is a predicted model, not a curated record.
GGGGAAAAAAGAGAGGAGAUAAGGAGGAGGGGGGAGAGAGAGAGAGAUUUAAACUCAUGCCACCGCAUCCUGGCAGCAGAAGCGCAUCUGGCCCCAGAGCCUGAGAGCGAGCGAGCGAGCGCGCAGAGAGAGAGAGCGCGCAGGAUGGCAAGGUUGCCUGGCAGAUGAAGGGGCAAAGCCACCCGACAGCAGGGGCUGUCUUGGCACCGAGGAGGGCACCGCCAGCAGGAGCAGAAGCUGGGACGAGAGAGGAGGGGGGGACCCCACACCUGACGAUGCCGCUUCUCCGCUGUACCUCGCCCCAUCCUCGCCCCUGGGGGGACAGCAGAAGGCAAGCGGCCGGGAGCCUCGAGAGCCUUUAGCGCUCCGGGUGGGCAUCGCGGGCUGCCCCUGCCAGCCUCGGUCCUCCCUGGCACCCCCUUGCUGCCCCUCCGGGCCGGCGUGCCAGAGAGAGCGCGGGGUGUUUUUCGGUUCCUUUCUUUCUUGGAGGGCAUCGGAAGGGAAGCGGAGCAACUUUGCCACCCCUUGGAGGGGGCAGCGUGGCUGGCUGGACUGGGCACCCCCUGGGCACCGCCGCCGCCGUCUCUCGAAGGAGGAGGAUGCGGUCCAUCGUGGCGGCCUGGGGGGGCAGCGAACAGGUGCCCGCCCCGGGCAGGCUGGCAGUGAGCGGUCUCUAAAGCCAAGAACUACUAGUCAGGAGUCCCCAAACAGCAGAAAAAGAAAGCAAAACCCAACCCAUUUCCUCUAGGAGGCGCUAUGGAGAAUGUCCACGAGCUACAGCACCCCCUACUGGCCAAGCCACCGGGAAGGGUGACUCUCCCAAGGGGGAUGCUAAGCCGAACAGGCCCCCACGAACAUCCCGGACUGCUCACACGGCCGGUGCCCCCCAACCUCUCCUGGCUACAGCCCAGCUCGGCCGUUCUAUCCAACCAGCUCCUGGAUCCCAGCAGCCUGCAGAGGACGGUGGAGCCCUACCGCACGCCAGAACCCACGCUGUACCCCGAGUUGUGGAAGCCAAAUAACCUUCAAGGGUGGAAGAAGAAAGAUUACAUCGAAACCACCUUUGGGGACAAGAAGGAGGCCGGAGAGCUACCCAGGAAAGUGGCCCUCGAGAAGGAUAUUCAUACUGUCUGCUACGAAGUGGGGGACACAGAGUUGCCUGAUCUAGAGAAUGAUUCAUCCAGCGACAGCGACACAGAAAGCGAGAGCAGCUUCUCCAUGCUCCUCCCUCAGGACUACCUGGGCUUAGCGGUGUUCUCCAUGUUGUGUUGCUUCUGGCCACUAGGCAUUGCUGCCUUUUACCUCUCCCAAAAGACCAACAAGGCGUCCGCCAAGGGGGACUACCCAGGCGCAUGGACCGCCUCCCGUCAGACCUUUGCGCUCGCUGUCCUGUCCAUCAUCCUCGGCAUAUGCACCUACAUCGGGGCCGUGGUGGCCCUCAUCGCCUACCUGUCGAACAAGGCGCCGACUUAGGGUCUCCAGGCCUGCUGGACACAGACGCUCACACACGCUCCCUUUCCCCCUUGGUGGCGGCAGGGACGCGGAUCUAGUGGUCUCCCUUCCACGUGUGUUUCCUGACAUCUGUUUGGCCGGAACAAAAAAAAUCCCUUCGACUCAACGCAGCAGCUCCUUGGAACCAAAACAGGAAGGCUGUGGAUUUGGUUGCAAGAAGUGCGGAAAAAAACACACCAAGGAUAACAGAAAGGGUUUUAUUUUUUUGGGGGGGGAAGCAUUGGCACCAUCUCAAUGUUGCCCUCAAAGCCCCUCCAGCCUCUGUAAGAAACCAGGCACCCCACUGCCAGGAUGGGACCGGGGAUUUUGGCUAGGUGCAUGACGGACCACCCGGGAUGGCUGCCCCCCACAGCAGGAGGGGGCAAGGGGUGCUGCUGGAUGGACAAAACGGACUCUCCCUGUCAUGCCCCGUGAACCCCACCCUGUAUCUGUCCUUCACACCUCCUUUUAUACAGAGCUCCGCACCCGAGCAAACUCUUUUGUGGUUUGAGAUCCCAAGUCAUGCGUGCAACCCCCCACUCCCGGUCCUCAAUAAACCAGCAGUGCUCAAUGGGACCCGGGCUCUCACAUGUUCUCCUCUGCCGUGGUGUCGAAACCUCACAGCUACCCAGAUGCCAGAGCACCAGAGACUUCUUUGAUGUGCGGAGGGCCUGAUGCACGCUCUACGGGGCGGUCACCUUGGCGGGUGCACGGGUGUGCUUUGACAUCAGGCCUUCUGAACCGGGUGCCUCUCUCCUUCCCAGCCCUCUGCACCAUGAUGGAGGCUGAGCCACUGCUUCUAGCUACCCUAUUUCCAUGCCUGUGUAUUCCUGGGCUGGCUUGGGAAGGGGGAAACUGCAGAAAGUGUGGUGCAAGAAAGCAGAAGCAGUCAGGAACAUGCAUUGUGAUCAGGGUCUUUUGAAGACACAAAGAGGCCUGGAGCAGGCGGGCCGCGUGACCCUCUCUCCAUCACUCCCUGGUACGACUCCAUGUCAGCUGAUGCAUGCCUCCAUGUGAAGCUUGGGGCAACCCCUACCCACGAUGCCCAACCACAAAAGGCCCCGGUUAUAACCUUUGCACCAAGACAGAAUCACGUUUACAUUAGAAAUGAGAAACAUACAGCCCCCCGGAUCUCGUUGAGCAACACAUCCCAUCAUCUCCCACCAUUGGCAGUUUUCACUAAGGCUGAUGGGAGAGAUAGUCCAAAAUACUCAAGAGGCUGGUGCCUGCUUUAUACUUAAAAGACAGCAGCAGGAAUAGGUAACUCUGGAGGCCGACCCUCUAAGAUCCAGCGUGGAUUGCCUCUGGAUGAAACCACAAGUAGGCAGACGUUCACUUUUGUUUUGAGUCUUUGACCUACUUUUCCACUUUUAUAAGGAAAAUGGGUGCAGAGUAAUAAAUCACAACUCCUGGAGGCUUGCAGGGGCACAAUUCUCCAUUGCGGGGGGCUUGUUGGCCCCCCAUAAUGGAUCAAAACAUGCCCUCAAUUCGGGUGCAAUUUACAAAAGUUGAAUUGCAGCCACGACACCAAUAAGGAAGCUGCUCUAUCCAGGAGCAGUCUACCACUGAUUCACCGAGUGCUGGGGACAAGGCAGGGCUUUGCUUAUUGGCUUCCUGGGAGAUGAUGCCUGGCUAGCGAUUCUUGGAAAAGGGCUCUAGAUUCGAGGAAGCCCUUGGCUUGACCGGGGCAUUGGCUUUCCUCCGGUUCGAGCAGCGCUGGCGUUGCUAAGCUGCAGGAGGAAAUGGAAAUUGCAAGGCACGCAAGACAAAACAGCAGGCCGGGAAAAAGGCAAAUAUGUUUUGUUGGACGUUAAGCUCUUUUAAGAAGGGCAAAAAAUAUACAGCACUGUCAAGAAAACUCCAGGAAAAUUCCAUUCUACUGCAAACUGGACC